AUGUCUGGAAACAACCAGUUAGGAGUGCUCAAGGCACUCGAUGUAGCCAAAACACAGUUUUACCAUUUCACGGCAAUUAUUAUCGCCGGGAUGGGUUUCUUCACCGAUGCCUACGAUUUAUUUUCCAUUGCAUUGGUCACAAAGCUGUUAGGUCGCAUCUACUACCACAAGGCGGGCGCAGAGAAGCCCGGUACACUCCCACCAGAAGUGGCGGCAGCGGUUAAUGGUGUAGCUCUAUGUGGGACACUUAUGGGUCAACUCUUUUUUGGGUGGCUUGGAGAUAAAGUCGGCCGAAAAAAAGUAUAUGGAAUCACUUUGAUUAUGAUGGUUGUUUGCUCUGUCGCCUCCGGUCUCUCGUUUGGAAAUAAUUCCAAAGGCGUCAUGACCACUCUUUGCUUUUUCAGGUUUUGGCUUGGAGUUGGUAUCGGAGGUGACUACCCACUCUCAGCGACGAUCAUGUCAGAGUAUGCGAACAAGAAGACUCGUGGUGGAUUCAUUGCAGCCGUGUUCGCUAUGCAAGGGUUUGGGAUCUUGGCUGGAGGCAUCGUUGCACUAGUACUCUCGAGCAUUUUUGAUUACCAAUUCCCAUCACCGAUCUAUAGUGUAGACCCUGAUGGCUCGACGGUACCUCAAUCUGAUUACUUAUGGCGUAUUAUACUUAUGAUUGGUGCUCUCCCUGCAGCGAUGACCUAUUACUGGCGAAUGAAAAUGCCCGAAACUGCACGUUACACCGCUUUAGUUGCCAGAAACAUCAAACUAGCUGCACAAGACAUGUCGAAAGUCUUGCAAGUGGAUCUUAAAGCCGAGGAAGAAAUAGCAGAAAACAUGGUUACAGAUCCCAAGCUAAACUAUGGCUUGUUCUCCACAAAAUUCCUUAAACGCCAUGGACUUCCUCUCCUUGGAACUACAUCCACGUGGUUCUUGCUUGACAUUGCGUUUUACAGCCAAAACUUAUUUGAAAAAGAUAUAUUUUCUGCGAUCGGAUGGAUCCCAAAGGCGGCUACGAUGAAUGCCAUCCAUGAAGUUUACAAGAUUGCUAGAGCGCAAACUCUCAUUUCACUAUUCAGUACCAUCCCAGGUUACUGGUUCACCGUUUUUUUUAUUGAUAUUAUGGGAAGAUUUUCGAUCCAAAUAAUGGGAUUCUUCUUCAUGACCGUGUUUAUGUUCGCUUUAGCUUUGCCUUACGACCACUGGACCAAACCAGACAACCGCAUCGGAUUCGUUAUUAUAUUCUCCCUAACUUUCUUCUUUGCAAACUUUGGUCCAAAUGUAACUACAUUUGUUGUACCUGCCGAGAUAUUCCCAGCUAGGUUGAGAUCCACAUGUCACGGAAUUUCAGCCGCGGCAGGAAAGGCUGGAGCUAUCGUAGGCGCGUUUGGAUUCUUAUAUGCGGCUCAAUCAAAGGAUAAGACCAAGACAGACGCAGGAUAUCCACCGGGUAUUGGUGUCAAGAACUCGUUGAUCAUGCUUGGUGUUAUUAAUUUUGUCGGUAUGCUUAUGACAUUUUUAGUGCCAGAAUCUAAAGGAAAGUCUCUUGAGGAGCUUUCAGGUGAGAAUUUGAAUGAUGAGAUGGCUUCAUCCAAAGUCGGUAUCUCCAGAAGAAACUAA
Eruca vesicaria subsp. sativa (arugula) is the source of this 1608-nucleotide messenger RNA. NCBI's taxonomy places the organism in Eukaryota, Viridiplantae, Streptophyta, Magnoliopsida, Brassicales, Brassicaceae. The record is from the annotation of a GenBank genome assembly.